Messenger RNA from Syngnathus typhle (broad-nosed pipefish), 1872 nucleotides. RefSeq names its product ankyrin repeat domain 33Ab (gene ankrd33ab). Gene Ontology annotation, molecular function: protein binding. The record is from RefSeq and is a predicted model, not a curated record. Lineage: Eukaryota; Metazoa; Chordata; Actinopteri; Syngnathiformes; Syngnathidae. The transcript has 4 exons. Bases 1 to 1359 code for a protein of 452 amino acids.
AUGGCCACUGCAGCAGAGGACCCUCACUUGGGCGUAGGCCCCGACGAGGAGGACGAGUCUCAGUCGGGGUGGGAUUCAGACAGCAUCUUGUCCGAUGACUCCGUGCUGCCGGACUGCACGGCGGAGACGUCGGACGGGCGGACGGCAUCCACGCUGUACCAGGCGUGCGCCCGCAAUGACCUGGGCUCUCUGCGGAGGUUUCUGGAGAGAGGGGUGACGAGAGAUGAGGUCAUGGACUUGGACAUUAAUAGCUGGAAUGGCUUGAUGGUGGCUUGCUGCAAAGGAUUCAUAGACAUUGUAUACAGUCUUAACACGUGCCCCUAUAUAGACAUCAAUCAUCAGGACAAGGAAGGCAACACGGCACUGAUGAUUGCAUCCCAAGCAGGUCAUGUCAACACGGUCAUGUACCUCCUCAAUUAUUACCCUGGAAUAGACACGGAAAUAAAAGACUGCCGUGGCUUCACGGCUCUCAUCAAAGCUGCCAUGACGGGUCGCGAUGAUGUGGUUGCUGCUCUUGUUAUGGCCGGGGCUGACAUCCAUGUGACAGACACCACGAGAGGAAAAUGCGCUCAGGACUGGGCGCUAAAAACAGGUCGCUAUGAGACAAUGCAACGUCUACGCCGCCUCAAAAUGAGGCCAAGAGCUGAACAGUUUUGUGAAAGUUACAUCCCGGAGUGGCCUGAGCUCAAGGAGCGGGUCGCAAAGGCCCUGGCGGAAAAAAGCGCCCGGGAAAGAAUCACCCAUCACAUUAAGAACACAUUUGGAUUCCGAUUUCCUCACGACCCCGAGGACAACGGGGUCAUUGACCACAUGGUGCGCAUGACCACCAGUAUCCACAGCCCCCUCAUUUCCACCGGGUGUCGUCCACUGUGCCCCACCAGCCCCCCCGAGGUGGGCAAGAGGCGACUCGCCGUACCGGAGCUGAUGAUGAAACACUCCGAGAAGGAACUGGAGGAAAGUUCUGUGUGCCACAGUGACGGCUCCGUGUCACACGUCAUCCCCUCACUUCACUCGGCAGACUCCAUCGCUACAACGUGCUGCGCCGACACCGACAGGAGGGGCAGCAUCUUAUCAAUGGCCUCCACCACGGUGGCCUCCAAGUUCAUCCCCCGAAGUAUGGCCAGGAGGAACAGCGUGUUCCCCUCAGGGUGCAUCCCCCAGAUUAAUAUCAACAGACCCACAGAGCCCACGCCAAAGAAAGAAAAGAAAAAGAAGAAGAUGGCGAAAGGCUAUCUGGAACCACCAAAGUGGAGAUAUAAGGAGCUCAAGGACGAGAAGAAGAAGGAGAAAAAGGAGAAAGAGAAGAAUGAGAAAGAGAAGAAUGAGAAAAAAAGAGACAGCACAAAGAGCAAAAAAUAACGUGUUUCAUCAAGCUUUAUGAAACCAAAGUUUUUAUAUAAUCACCCCUCAGGGCUUCAAAACAGUCAUUCUUGAUUGAUGGUAACUCCAAACAAGAGCAAACACUGUUGUGAAACCUCAGGUUUUUUGGAUGCCAUAGUUUGUGUACAGUUCUGUUUCUGAUUUUUUUUUUUUCAACCAACUUUUAUCCCACUAUUCAUUCAUCUGAUUAAUUUUCUUUGAAAACGGCUGUCAUUGCUCCGGGUCAUGUAAUUCUCAGGGAAUAGAACUGAGCUCAACUGGACUGCCUCGAUUUGCAUUAGCUCCAGCGGGACAUAUUUAUUCAGGUUUUCAAUGAUUUGAUUUUAAGCAAUUUUUCUAAAACAAAACCAAGGUUCCACUAUAAUACAUUUAAAUCCCAUCUGUCUUAAAGAACAUGACACUUAUUAUUAUUUAUUUUUUGUAUUCACUUUGACACAACCUGCGAAUCCCAUGAUUAUAGAUUCCGUUUCACUGGUGCUAAUUUAUGCAUGC